Messenger RNA from Dinoponera quadriceps, 2180 nucleotides. It is a transcript of the gene Nmt, whose product is annotated as glycylpeptide N-tetradecanoyltransferase 2. Gene Ontology annotation, molecular function: glycylpeptide N-tetradecanoyltransferase activity. The transcript has 7 exons. NCBI's taxonomy places the organism in Eukaryota, Metazoa, Arthropoda, Insecta, Hymenoptera, Formicidae. The record is from RefSeq and is a predicted model, not a curated record. Gene Ontology annotation, biological process: N-terminal peptidyl-glycine N-myristoylation. The coding region runs from base 82 to 1497 and encodes 471 amino acids. Gene Ontology annotation, cellular component: cytoplasm.
UCAUCGACGGCUUUGCUUCAUCAACAUCGAAGCUAACUUGGAGUCGCUCGCAGUUGCGCUAUUGUAUCAUACCGUGUGAAAAUGGAGGAGUUGAGUGAGAUCGCAGAACGAGACGCUAAGAAGGAUGAGAAGGAUCAUGAGAAAGACGCGCGGCAUAAGAGUUUCAAGAAGAAACAGGCUCGGAAGAAAAAGAGUCAGGCGACGAACGCGUCAAGUGAAAAUAUUAACAAUAACAAGGAAGAGAAAAAGAUGCCUAGCGCGUGCAAUAUCUCUAUAAAGGAUAUUCAGAUGGCGAUGGAGGUAUUCAAUAUGCAACAAAAACCUGCCAAAACUCAGGAGGAAGCCAUGCAAAAGCCUUAUCAAUUUUGGAGUACACAGCCAGUACCAAAAAUGGAUGAGAAAAUUGUACGCAACGAAGCAAUCGAGCCUGAUAAAACAUCCGUCAGGGAAGAGCCAUACUCGUUACCUGCUGACUUUCAAUGGGACACCUUGAACUUAGAUGACCCUCUGGUCUUAGCAGAAUUAUACACACUACUUUCAGAGAAUUACGUGGAGGAUGACGAUGCGAUGUUUAGAUUCGAUUACCCUCCGUACUUUUUGAAAUGGGCAUUGCAACCUCCAGGCUGGUGCAAGGAAUGGCAUUGUGGCGUGCGAGUGAGCAAAAGCGGACGUCUAGUCGGUUUUAUUUCCGCUAUUCCAGCUACUCUGCGCGUUUACAAUCAUACGCAGAAAAUGGUGGAGAUUAACUUCCUGUGUGUACACAAGAAGCUGAGAUCGAAAAGAGUCGCGCCCGUGUUAAUACGUGAGAUCACAAGGAGGGUCAAUCUGAAGGGUAUCUUUCAAGCCGUGUACACUGCCGGUGUUGUUCUACCAAAACCGAUCGCGACGUGCAGGUACUGGCAUCGAUCCUUAAAUCCAAGGAAGCUAAUCGACAUCAAAUUCUCUCAUCUCACUCGCAACAUGACAAUGCAGAGGACUCUAAAGCUAUACAAACUGCCAGAUAACCCGAAAGUACCGGGUUUCAGAAAGCUGGUCUACGCGGACGUGCCGCAAGCGCAUAAGAUAUUAACCGAGUAUCUGGAGAAGUUCGACCUCGCCCCGGUAUUCUCGGUCGAGGAGUUCCAGCACUGGUUUUUGCCACAAACCGGCAUUAUUAACAGUUUCGUGGUGGAGAAUGAGGGAAAGAUCACGGACAUGGUGAGCUACUACACUUUGCCGAGCUCCAUCAUGCACCAUCAGACGCAUAAGACCCUCAGAGCCGCGUACAGUUUCUACAACGUGUCCACUGUGACGCCCUGGCUCGAGCUGAUGAUGGACGCUUUGAUAUCCGCCCGUGAUUUGGGUUUCGACGUGUUCAACGCUCUGGAUCUUAUGGACAACAAGGAAUUCUUGGAGCCCCUUAAGUUCGGCAUCGGCGACGGGAAUCUUCAAUAUUACCUUUACAACUGGCGUUGCCCCAGUAUGACACCCGGCAAGAUCGGUCUCGUGCUCCAGUAGGCUUGUAGCUCGACGAGUCGUUGCCUGGAGUGUUUCGCGUUUGCGAUCUCACGACAAAGGGAGAGAGGAGAGAGAGAGAGAGAGAGAGAUAGCGGUUGAAUACGUACCAAGGACACCAUCACGCAGCAAUAAUGCGAGAAGCAGUAAAAACAGCGGUGCCAGACUGGGAUGAGCGCGACCUCGAUUUUUCUUAUCGGGGAGGGUAUACAAAAUACGCUUGGUGACGGUCAACAAAAAUGCGAAUUCUCUUGCAGGAUUGUUCCGUAAGACGGGGUGGAUGGUCGAUUGGUUAGCUCGGUAUCUCACAAGUCACUCUUGUCCUCGCCGUCGGCGCAUCCUGCGGAGAGAAACACCAUACGAAGUCCGGCCGCUCGCGAUCGGGACUGCUGUGGAAAUUGUGCAUUGUUGUGCAGUGCACAUACAGAAUGCACGUAUAUACAUGUGCGUGUAUCUGCGUGACUCGAGCAAUGUAGAUAAGCAUCAUGCGAUUAAUAGCUACUACGUGGCGGCGCGUCGCCCUGGUAUGUCCGCGGAUUUUCAAUAAUGUAAGCCUCUUAGACGCCAAGUAACUCUACCCGUUCGUUUUUUUUUUCCUUUACACCUCCUCGGCUAAUUAGAUGACAACGUACGCCGGAGUGUGAGUGAUAGGCGAGUUAAAAAUAAAAUAUGAGGUUCAUCGAGAA